Molecule: messenger RNA, 7529 nt
Organism: Siniperca chuatsi (mandarin fish)
Lineage: Eukaryota; Metazoa; Chordata; Actinopteri; Centrarchiformes; Sinipercidae
Product: ubiquitin carboxyl-terminal hydrolase 31-like
Exons: 16
Coding region: 1037-4978 (1313 amino acids)
Biological process (GO): protein deubiquitination
Molecular function (GO): cysteine-type deubiquitinase activity
Source: RefSeq, a predicted model, not a curated record
UAAUAUGUUGCCAUUGCUUCCCAACUGGCGCUCAUCAGUGUCCAUGCUGUCCAGAGACGGGCAUGGAGCAUCAUCCAGCAUCACAUGCCGCUGUACCUGCUCUCCUCCAACAUGGACCAGUGUUUGGCUCUGACGUCAGCCGUUACCGCCCUGCCUGCAGUAUCGGUGCCUACAGAUGAUGAUGGAGACUGGAGAAGCGGCCUCGCUAUGAAUCCCAUCCGGAGGAGGAAUUAAGGCGCACGAAGAGUGAGACAAGUAGGCCUAUUGAAAAAAACAAACAACAACUUUCGGAUGGGGACACCGAAACGUGCACCUUUCACAUCUGGAACACGAAAAGAUGCUCCGCAGCGGGCAAACGCGAGGGAGCGGCGGGCUGUGCCGCUCCGGUCCGGGUGUUCCUCAGUUUGGCAGAGCUCCUGCGAGCGCGCCCACUGUGGAGGCGAUAUAGGGAAGACAUCCACUGGGUAAAUACCACCAACCCGUCAGCACCACCGUGGAUCUGACGACCCGGGGUGAAGAAUACCUUUAAUAGGGUGGAGCUGCUUUUUGAUUAAUAAAUUAUGAGGGAUCCCGCUUGUCACUCUCAGCCUAAUUGUGAAAGGUUGAUUUGAUGUUUAUGUCUGACGGACAUUGUGUCCACUGAUACUGAACCACAGCGCCUUGUUUUCGUGUCUAAACAAUGGCACAGGUGAUGUUAUGUCACCGGACCGACCGCUAGAAAUGAUGGCUGCUGGCUGGUGCGGGACUACCCCGAGCGUUCAUGUGAAGCGCCCUGAUAGCGGCUCUCCGUGGAGGCUGUUUAUGCAAUCCGACGCAGUGCAAGUGGGCUGAUUUGAUGCUACUCUGCUGUCUCCAUAUGAUAUGAUCCCCAGAACUGCCAGGCCUUUAUGUUUCUGUGAAAUAUGCUCAGGCCUUUUAUAAAACAACAUAAAGUGGAGGAGCUGUCGCUGCAUGGGGAUGAUGAGCCGAAGCUCUGAAAAAGGGGACCCUUUCUGGAAUUAAGGCAUAAAAAGCAGGGAAAGCCAUCAGACUGACCAUGUCGAAAGUUGUCAGUAACAAGGAGAAGAAAUCCUUCAGUAAAAAACUCUUCCGGAGGAGCUCGGUCCGCUCCGUGGGGAGCUUUAUGAACAGAGUUCUCCGGACUCUGUCGACUCUGUCUCAUUUCGGUACCGACGAGCAGGCCGCCGAGGAUGAGAAGGACGACACAACUUUGAUCCCGACCACCACCGGAGGGUCAGUCCCGUCCGACGACAGCGACUGCGGGGGUUUCCCCUUCGGGGACAAGGUGCCGGGUGUCGCCGGGCUCAAGAACCACGGCAACACCUGCUUCAUGAACGCUAUCCUGCAGUGCCUGAGCAACACGGAGCUCUUUGCUGAGUACCUGGCUCUGGAGCAGUUCAAAGGAGGAGAGACGACCAGCAGCAGCAGCGACAAGGCCAAGUCUAACGGGGUGCUGGUGCAGAAGAAGGGGAGCCAGCAGCAGGAGGCAGGAGAGGUGACCGAGCAGCUGUCCGGCCUGGUUCGGGCUCUGUGGACCUUCGAGUACACACCACAGCACAGCAGAGACUUCAAGAAUGUGGUGUCGAAGAGCGCCCUGCAGUUCAAGGGUAACUCCCAGCACGAUGCCCAGGAAUUCCUCCUCUGGUUGCUGGAUAGAGUUCAUGAAGACCUCAACCAUAUCAUCCACCCUGACAUCAGACCCCCCAGGAAGCCUCCAGUAGAAGAGGAAAAUGCCCCUGAAGGAUCUCCACUACCAGCACCUGGCUCUUUUGUACAGGAAUUGUUUCAGGCACAAUACAGGUCAUCCCUGACUUGCCCUCACUGCCAGAAACAGAGCAACACCUUUGAUCCUUUCCUCUGCAUCUCACUGCCAAUCCCGGUACCUCACACACGGCCCCUGUAUGUGACAGUGGUGUACCAAGGAAAGUGCUCCCACUGUAUGAGAGUCGGGGUGGCGGUGCCUCUUACUGGCACUGUGUCCAGGCUGAGACAAGCUGUGGCUCAAGAGACCAAAAUCCCUGCCCAACAGAUCGUCCUCACUGAAAUGUACUAUGACGGCUUUCAUCGCUCCUUCUGCGACGACGACGACGACCUUGAGAUCAUUCAGGAGAGUGACUCCAUCUUUGCCUUCGAGACACCUGAGCUAUUCAGACCGGAGCAGAUCCGCUCCAAACGAGGCGGGAGUCCACAUGCAAAUCUCAACCAGACCAACCUAAAAUAUGGCACAGAUAAUAAUAGGAUAUCCACACAAAUGCAAGAGCCUACAACCCCACCUCAGAGUCCCAAUAAGAAUAGUGGGCAGGCUGAGAAGAUUGUCCUGUUGGUGUGUAACAGGGCCUGUGCUGGACAGCAGGGACGCAGGUUUGGUAAUCCAUUUAUUCUGUAUUUGGAGCGUACAGUGACAUGGGAUGUACUUCAGAAAGAGAUCUUGGAGAAGAUGCGCCAUAUUUUGCGCCCUGGAGUCUUUGUGCAGGUAGGGCCCUUCACUCUGCGUGUGGUAGGAGUGGUUGGAAUCACAUAUCUCUUGCCUCAGGAGGAGCAGCCACUCUGCCAUCCCUCUGUGGAGAGGGCAUUCAAGUCUUGCGGUCCUGGAGGGCCACCUCAUGUCAAAAUUGUCGUUGAAUGGGACAAGGAGACGAAAGACUAUCUGUUCAAAAGAACUGAGGAUGAAUACAUCCCAGAUGCUGAAAGCGUGCGUCAAGUAAAGGAGCAGCACCUGCAGCCUCAGACCUGCUCACUUGCCCAGUGCUUUCAGCUCUACACCAAAGAGGAACAGCUCGCUCCUGAUGAUGCAUGGCGAUGUCCACACUGUAAGCAGCUUCAGCAGGGCAGCAUCAAGCUCAGUCUGUGGACCCUGCCAGACAUCCUCAUACUUCACCUGAAGCGCUUCAGACAGGAUGGGGAUCGACGAAUGAAGAUGCAGAACAUGGUGAAGUUCCCGCUCACAGGCAUGGACAUGGCACCCCAUAUGGUAAAGAGGAGCCAAAGCAGCUGGAGUCUUCCCUCCCACUGGUCACCAUGGAGACGGCCUUAUGGGAUGGGCCGUGAUCCGGAGGACUACCUUUAUGACCUGUACGCAGUGUGUAACCAUCAUGGGACCAUGCAGGGAGGACAUUACACAGCUCACUGUAAGAACUCCAUUGAUGGACAGUGGUAUUGCUUUGAUGAUAGCGAUGUUCAGCCCAUAUCUGAAGAUGAGGUCUGCAAACAAACUGGUUACAUCUUGUUUUAUCAAAGACGUGCCACAAUUCCAUCUUGGUCUGCCAACAGUUCUGUGGGAGGAUCCACCAGUUCCUCUUUGUGUGAGCACUGGAUUAGUAGGCUGAUGGGCAGCCGUCCACCUAGCCAAGCCUCAUCUGGUUCCUCCAGACGCACCUCGCUGGCCUCCCUCUCUGAGUCAGCUGAGUUUGCUGGUGAACGGAGCGAGGAUGACGGCUUAUCAAGCCGGCCGGCAGUAAGGGGCAUGCAAAGACAAACCUUCUCCUCAAGAUCGUCCAUUGCCAGCCCACUGGUGCUCAGUGAAAAUGGCACUAAACCAUCCUGGUCCCACUCCGCUAAGCUCCAACUCCGUUCCAACUCUCCCUCACGCUUCUCCCUGGAAUCCCAUUCCUCCUCCCCGACACUGGAAAGGAUUGGAGAGGUUGUUGAUAACAAGCUUUCAACCUCCUGCUUCACUGGGUCACCUAAGCCAGAGAAACUGUCAGGGGGCAAGUCGGCCCUUGCAGUUUUGGAUAGUAAUCCAGGCAGUAAGAGGCUGAUAGAGCAGGUUCACUCCAAGGCUGUGGCACCGGCAGAGCAGAGGAGCUCCAUCCAGGCUGGGGAUAACAACAAUGUAGUCACUGCUGCUGAACAGGUCAGUCCUCGACAUGGGGCAGCUGCAAAGGAGCCGAAACAAAGAAAUGGGGCUGCAGAUAGCGCUGGUGUUAAAAGGACCUCAGCAAAGACCGGGAUAGAGAGUGAAAGGAGUCCCAAGAAGCGUCCUACCACCUCCUCAACAUCAUCCAGCUCUCUGUCUCCUGCAUCCCCAGCCGUCGACAAGUUACCGUCUCGAACGCAGACCAAGAGUGCAGCAUCAGCAUCAAACCCCAAGGACAAAAGCGAUGGACCACCUAAAACUAGCAAGACUGGUUCUUCAAGAACAGCAACCCCCUCCAAGAAAGGGUCAUCCCAAACCCCGGAGGUAUUACAUCCUGAGUCUGUGCAACAGAGGAAGAGUGGUUCUCCAGGAUUACAAAGUUCACACCCUCAGAGGAGGACAUCACCCAGAGGGGGAGGCGAGAAAAGCUCAGCCUCAGGAAGGACUAGAGCAGCAGACAGGAGCACUAGCCGUGAAUCCUCACGGACCAAUGUGGUUGCAGAUAGGAAGGUUAACCCUGGAGGUCCUGCCUCCAGGUCGAGUGCUGCUAGUCGAGCGGAAGGCAGACUGGGCCGUGCUGUGGAGAACAGGGCAGCGGGCCGAAGCUCAAGCAGUAGCUCCUCCAUAACUAGUCUCCGAUCCUCGAGUGUGGGUGUUUCCUCUGCAAAUGCAGCCCCACCAUCAAGGGGACCUCAAAGGAACAGUAAGACAGAGGACAAAGGUUUAUCCUUCUUCAAAACUGCUCUGAGGCCCAAGGAGACCCGUAAAUCAGCUGAUGGUGGGAAAGCAGGGGUGGGAGAAGCUAAAGGAAGUCCAGAGGAUGGAGGUGGGGAUGCAGCUAGAGAAGGAAUCCCACACGGAGCGAGCAAGAAAGCCCAGAAUGUGGCCUCAGAGGCCCAGACUAACGGGACCACAGCCAAAGACAAGGAAUCCUCUAAGGCGUCCGCUGCAGCUAAGCAUUCACUGCUGCCCUCCACAAAGUCCAAGCUUUCUGGAGCAGAAACAUCCACCCAGUCCUCUGCCAAUGCAAAAGACCCUUCAAAGAAAGAGCCUGCUAAAAAGACAAUGCAGUCCAGGAAGAUCCCCAUCAGCUCUACACAAACUAGCCAGAGGGCCAAGUGACAUUAUUUUAAAGGCCUGAUAACAAUCUCUCUAGUGCAGCUCUAAGGUGUUUCAACCAUCAAACUAGGCCAAGUGUCUGACAAACAUCUUUAAAGCACCUGUAGCUUUUCAGUGGUUACUGAAUACCAGCUGCCAUACUGGACACUUACUGUCCACAUUGUUAAAUAGUUAUUUAGAAAUGGAUUUUAACAAAGCACUUUGUAUGGAUUGCAUUGAUCUUGAGGAAUAUUAUACUGUAUUGUAAAUAAGCAUGGACUGCACAUGUAUGUAAUGAAAUUAUUGCCUUGUUCUGUCUGUAGCAUAGUUGAGAGAAGUACAUUUCAGUAGGAGGUGAAUAUAAAAGUGACUUUGCACAAGAUGGAAAGCAGAUAUAAUAAUGGAAUGAAGCUUUUGAGAUACAACAAAAUGGACUACUCAGUCACCAGAGGAAGUUGACUGGCAAUUUUUAACAUGCUGAUGCAGUGAAACACUGAAUUAUUUCCAAAAAUCUUUAUGUACAGCUCUCCUUCAAUGUUGAGAGCCAUAUGUCAACAACAAACAUCGGUGCCUCAGAUAAUCGAAGUGAAGUAUUUAAUCUAAAUUGUAUAACUGCAGGUGUUGGUAAAUUUAUAAUUCAAUUUUAAUAUUUAUUAAGCACUGAAAAUGUAAUUUCAAGUAAAACACAAUUUACGCCUAUUUAACCUGAGCUGCUGUUUUACAUAUGCUCCUUGAUGUAGUAAUUUUGCAACAGCCUUUAAGAAGUGUUUUUGUGCAGCCAAAAUCAAGACUGUCAUCGAGAGGUCGAGGCAGGAGAAGUGCAGGAAUGAAGCAUGUGUCGUUGGUGUUAAAUGUCUGGAGACCUUGGUUUGUAACGGUUCUUAAAUGUUUGUGUUUUAUUUACCUGUAAUAACCUGUUACCCCUCAGACAACCUCCCACCCGUCACCACCUCCUGCCCUCCAGCUGCUGAUGCCAACACUUAAGUGCGGUGCCCAUGUUCCUCAUGGGGAUCAGCCUCUUCAGACUGCCAGACAUCUCCAAACAUUCCUCUCAGAUGAACACAGGGUUAAUGUAAAAAGCCACUACGCACACAGACAACAUAUUAAAGGACAGCUGGGAUGCCUUCGUUGAAACACCAUACAUGUACAUAGAGCAUUAUGGUAUGUUUGAGUCAGCCCAUCUUCUGUCUUCACGUGUGACAUCACAGCUUGUGCACAUCUUUAGCUUGCAUUACGGAGUAGUAUCAACACUGAACGCACUGACAUAGAUUGAAGUAUAUGACAGUUGUUGCAUGAAAAAUUGCUUAUGCAUGCACUUAACUAUGCAAGCAGACUCUUGCUAUUGCCCACAUUGAGUAUGUAGACGUGCUACUCUUGGAUGUGUAUAUAUUUCUAAUUGUAUAUUUUUCCAAAUGCCAGCAUCAGAGAGCAUGUUAAGGCAUCCUUUAUUAAAGCUUUGUUUGCACAUUUAUUCAAAGUAAUAUACAUUUUGUAUGAAUGAUAAGUAUUGCUCAUUCACCCUCUCAAAGUAAAUCAACUCACUUGCAAAUUAAUGUUUUCUGUAUUGUAUUCAUUUGUCUCACGUGUUUCCUCACAAUUUAUGACCUUUAACAACUUUGGCAACAAAACAUUGCUGCAGUUUACAAGUUGUGGUAUAACUUUAAUUUAUCAAUUUAUUGUUUGAGGUUUAUAGUGAACAUGUUUGAAAUGUUUAACCAGAUCUUCUGUGAGAGCUGAGGAAUUAAAAUGACACUGUUCCAAAGACAGAAGUGUUUUAUACAAGAAUUAAUGACAGGCUUGUUGUCUGGUUUUGAAUAUAUACAUUUUGACUCUUUUGACAAGAUGCUGAACUCAGCCUUUAUAAUCACGCUGUCUUCUGCUUUUGUCUGAAGAUCCAAAAAAAAGUAAUGAUGUGCAAUGUGAUAUUGUUUUAAAUUCUUACAGUUGUAUGAUCAAAUCUCAAACCUGUCUCGAAAAACCUACAACACAUCUUGACAAGACAGAUUUCACUGUGAAAGAUUGCGCUGGAAGGCAUCAUUAACUCAUUUUGUAACAAGAGUCCCACCAAAUACAAAUUUGAUAAUGAUAGUUGUAAUUAUAUACAUCAGAAUUUUAGAUUUACUGAAUGUCAGUGUCACAGCCAAGAAGAGUGUUCAUCAGUAACCCAAGCAGCCAGAUCACAAACUACUUCAUAUAGCUUUCUGGCACAUAGUGCAGAAUAAAAGAAAGUAUUAUCUUUAGUGCCUGGUGGCUACAGUGUGUUGAUACUGUGCUAUUACAUCCAACACAUGCAGUAUAUAUACUGAUAUAUGUAUGUCACAUCAACAUUAAGUGAAACUUUUCAGUGUUGAUGAAAUGAAAGGGAUGUAUAAAUAUAACAAAAUGCUGCGAGGAAUGAUUUAUUUUCACAAAUGCAUGAGAUUGAUGAAAAUCUUUUUAUUUUUCCAUUUAUAUGCUGUGAUAUAAUGUAAUUUUUGACAUGUACUGUGUUCAUCUUUUUUGGGGGGUAGCAGUGUGUGUUGGCAUUGAUUUAGCAAUGCAAGACAACAAAAUAAAAAAUUAUGUCAUUAAGUAA